This is a messenger RNA of Colletotrichum chrysophilum, 564 nucleotides long. RefSeq lists its product as uncharacterized. The record is from RefSeq and is a predicted model, not a curated record. The transcript is spliced from 2 exons. Lineage: Eukaryota; Fungi; Ascomycota; Sordariomycetes; Glomerellales; Glomerellaceae. Bases 1 to 564 code for a protein of 187 amino acids.
AUGCCUCCCCUGGAUUCGAUGGCCAGCUUGAACUUCGCUUCAACCCCAAUCUCUACGUAUCGGGAGGCUGUGACCCUUACGCAGCUUAUUGUUGUUUGGAUCAACCGCUGGGGAUGCGAUGUUGACGAUGCAACCUCGGCCUGGCCAGUUGGCGUCUCAUUCACCACCGACCACCUGAAAUGGGGCGUUGCAAAAGCUGGCGAUAUUACAUUCAAGUCUUCUGGCGUUGGCGUUGAUAUGCCCACCCGUCCCCAGAUCCAAAUUCACGACAAUGCCAUGGCACCUUUCACCGGCGCCGAUGGGGACAAGAUUUAUGGGAGGGACGUCAUUGGGUGGAAAUCCCUUCCUGAUAAUGCUCUUCAAGCGCUAUCUGACGUUAAGUACGAGAAGACUGAGGUGCCAUUUGUCGACGCCAACUUCCAACGCCAGUUAGACGCCGCAUACCAAGAAAGCUUCUACGGCGGGCUUUUCGAUCAGCAAGGCUGUGUUGAGGAGGAGGCUUCACCAGCAGAGGAGUCACAGUCUCUGCCAACGGCGCAGGCUACAAACCCUGUGAGAUUGUAA